CCGACCCGGCCAGUCGGUCUCGGCCGCAGCAGCCCGCGGACCGUCUCGUCGCCCCCGACCAGCCCCGGACAUGACCCGACUCGCCCCGCUGCUGCCGCCGCUGAUGACGGUGGCGGCCGUCUUGGUGGCGGUGACGGCGGCGGCCGGCAGCGGUGACGCCGCCCUCGACGGACGCCUGUUCAACCUGGUGCCGCGGCCGCGCCUGCAGGAGCUGACCCUCGCCGACCUGGAUGCCACCCUGGACGUGCUGACCGACCUGCUGGAGGAGAGGACGCUGCCCUCCGGCGGCAAGGGCUUCGUCUCUCGGAUGGCGGCGCCGACGCUGUACUCGGACAGUGCUCUCUGUCAGAGACACACACAGAUCUACUGGGAGCAGUUCUCGACCGGAGCGCCGACCGGGUGGCCGCAACUCAUGUUUGAUGCCAGCGGCAAGCUCCCAGACGGCAUUUUGGUGGGUAACCUGAACGUGUUCGGCAGCAGAGACGAGUGUUUUCUGGUGAAGGCGAGCCUGGACAACGACACGUACCCAGAUCUGGACGACCAGGAGCUCCAGUUCACCGGUCGGUAUGUGCCAGUGACGGUGGCACCGGCCCCUGUGUCGUCGGUUGGUGACGAGGAGGUCGGCAGAUGGCGGCAGGAAAAGGAUGACGGCCUUGGUACCAUCUUCAUCCUCCCCACCCUGGGAAUACCUACCGGGGUGAUCGGCCUGUGUGUGCCGUCCAGCUGCUCCAGCGCCGAUGUGCAGACGGGUCUCCAGAGCAUGCUGGGGGACAACGUCACGGUGGUGGCCUUCACGUCCGAGGUGGCCGACCAGACGGUGGACCUGCAGCCGGCCGACAUCGUGGUCAUCACGCUGCUGGCGCUGGUCGGCGUCCUGCUGCUGGUCGGCACGGCGCUGGACGUGUGGCUCGGAUACCGGGCCGAGCGGCAGGCCGACAAGCUCAGGAUGACGUCCGUCGUGGACAGUCCCAACUCGCGGCUGCCACAGAUGCUCCAUGUCGUCGAGCCCAAGCCAGCCACGAUGCAACAGAGAAAGCCGCCCGCCCUGGCCACCUGGCAAAGAGUCCUGGUCGCAUUUUCCCUUUACACCAACACCAAAAAGCUGUUGGAUACGUCGACAAGUAAAGGGACGCUGAGGUGUAUCCACGGCAUUCGGUUCUUUUCCAUGACUUGGGUGCUCAUGGGACAUGCCACACUGCAGUUGCUUAGUUAUGAUCAGAACAUCUCCGUCGCGCUAGACUGGAUCAGAACGGUUGCGUUUCAGGUAGUCGUUAAUGCGUCACCAAGUGUGGACACAUUCUACCUUCUGUCUGGAGUUGUGCUGGCUUACAGCUUCUGUGGAACCUACGAGAAAAGAAGAAAGUUUAACAUAUUCAUGUUUUACCUGCAUCGAUACUUACGCCUGACACCGCCAUUAGCCAUCAUGAUUGCAGUUACUGCUACCAUAUUUGUAUAUUUUGGAAACGGUCCUCUUUGGGCUAGAACCGCGGAGCUUCAACAAGACCUCUGUCAGACUGACUGGUGGCGUAACCUGCUUUACAUCCAGAAUUACACUCCUAUUAAGGAUGAAUGCCUUGCGCAGACCUGGUACUUGGCCACAGAUAUGCAAAUGUUUUUGUUUUCUCCAGUAGUUCUGCUUCCUCUUGUGUGGAAGCCUCUGUGGGGGGCUCUUUGGCUCGGGCUCCUCACUGUCGUCUUCCUAGCUCUUCGCAUAUCGAUAUGGAGCGUAAAGAACCUUCCGCCCACCGGCCUCAUGCUGAACGUUCCAGAUCCCGUAGCGGCUGAAGAGCUGGGGGAUCAAUACGCCUAUACUUGGAUGCGCUGCACGGUCUGGCUGACUGGGAUCGGUCUCGGCUACCUCCUCCACAGGCUGCGCGGCCGCCAGAUCACCCUGAAGCCGUGGCUCUGGCUGUCCGGCUGGGUCGCAGCCUUCGCCAUCGGUAUCUCGGUGAUAUUCGGCAUGACUGGUUAUCAGAUGCCCUGGCAGCAGUUCAGCAAAGCUGUGGCCGUGUCCUAUGGAGGACUCAACCGCACCGCGUGGGGCGUGGCAGUCGGCUGGGUCAUCUUUGCCUGCGUCACCGGCUACGGCGGGCCCAUCAACACGUUCCUCUCCUACCCGGGCUUCAUUCCGCUCAGCCGGCUCACGUACGCCGGAUACCUGAUCCACAUCAACGUCCUUCUGCUUGUGGAGGGGUCUGUGAAGAGCACUGUUUACCUCGACUCGUACCGUUAUACGUACCGCCUCCUUGCCCACGUUAUUGUCACUUUCGCUGCAGCCAUGCUUCUCUCAUUAACAUUUGAGGUUCCGUUCAUCAACCUCGAGAAAAUCAUGUUUGAGCCGAAGAAGCCAGCUGUGAGCCUGGGUGGCCCGGCCGUUGCGGCCUCCGAGCCAAAGGCGGACGGCAGUGAAGUGGAGGGGACUGGCCUGGAAACUGACAAGGAGGCAGGUCCGUCGAUCAAAGAAUAAUAGAGUUGUGAAGUUGACCAGGCCUUGAUUCAGGUGAUUGUCUGGUAGGUCGCCAUUUGGAUUUCUAGAAAUCGAAUUCGGCGUUGUGCCCAUGUAACUAUAUGCAUUGUACAUACGCCUCAUGGUAUGUGUAUCAAAAGACAGCUCGAGUAGGUAUAUGUUACACCAAAUCAUGGUGUUCAAUUUAAUUUGUUAUCUUAGAAGAUCCAAUAGAUUCGAUAUUGUGACACCAUUUUUACCACAUGAGAUGUUGUUUGAGACACGGUAAAGUCAGACUGGUGACGAUGUGUUUCAUGCUCUAAUCCACGGGAGCGAGCUUCACUCUGUCACUUUAUACCGAAACACAAACCAGCCAUCUUGCCUAUAUCAAGGUUGUAAGUGCGCAUGGAAGUAGGUCUUGAAGGUAACACAAAUUACACACAGGCUUGCCUAAUAUAAGAUAUCUUUGAACAUACAUUCCAUGAAAGCUGUAAAAACUUGAAUGACAACGCUUACUAUUUAUGUGACAACUGACAAGUAACACAGAACGAUGAAGUCACCAAUUAACGCUAUAUCGCCCUAUUACAGUUUACUGGAACCAGUCAAGAAAAUUGUAUCAAAAUGCAAUGCUUACCUAUGUGUGGUGCUCAUUACUUUUAGAUGUAUGAUUUUCAGUAUGCAUGAUUUGUAUUUAGUCGAUGAAUGUUUGUUUUGGACACAAAUGUGAUACUAGCGAAGUUACUAGCAUCAAUUAUGGUGUUAGACUUCUCCAUGUAGGUACAGAGAACCCUGUGUGUGUCUAAUAAAUAGAAAUGUAAAAAGUAUAA
This is a messenger RNA of Amphibalanus amphitrite, 3273 nucleotides long. Its product is annotated as nose resistant to fluoxetine protein 6-like. The transcript is spliced from 2 exons. Gene Ontology annotation, molecular function: acyltransferase activity, transferring groups other than amino-acyl groups. The coding region runs from base 71 to 2467 and encodes 798 amino acids. Lineage: Eukaryota; Metazoa; Arthropoda; Thecostraca; Balanomorpha; Balanidae. The record is from RefSeq and is a predicted model, not a curated record.